This is a messenger RNA of Mucor mucedo, 715 nucleotides long. Its product is annotated as transmembrane protein 18-domain-containing protein. The transcript is spliced from 4 exons. The coding region runs from base 45 to 533 and encodes 162 amino acids. Lineage: Eukaryota; Fungi; Mucoromycota; Mucoromycetes; Mucorales; Mucoraceae. The record is from RefSeq and is a predicted model, not a curated record.
AAAAAUAUAAUAAACCCUUUUUUUUUAAAAGGAAGCAACAUAAAAUGACGGCUCAAAAUGUCAUGAUGGACAACCUUGUCGAGUCGAUAAAAGCAACAUUAACCGAAGCCAACAUGUUGGGUUUUGCAUCCUACACCGAACAAACCCUCGCAUUCUUUCACGCCGUAGACUGGACACAACCUUGGAUUAUCAGCGUUAUUGUAUUCCAUCUCUUGUGUUUCCUGAUUUCAAUCAAACUCAGAAACAAUCAUGACGCUCUGCCUAUUUAUUUCAUGAUCCUAAUGGGUAUGGCAGCACUGACACAACCCUUAAAUUCAUUGGCCAUUCAACAUUGGUCACUUUUCUCCACAGAAUCCUAUUUUGACACUUCCGGUCUGUUUAUUGUUUCCGUUUAUGCUUUCCCCUUGAUCUUUAACUGUAGUCUGACAUUGGCUUUUAUCUUGAGAGCAGUCGUAUCCACAUUAAUUAAAGCAAAACGAGCUCAACUCAAGAGUAGAGCAAGAAAUAGCUCCAAAAACAAAAAACAAGAGUAGUGGAAAUUCAUUUGUUAGAACAAUAAAAAAAAAAGUAGGAAGAGGGUUGGGAGGGGAGGGGGACACAUUUGACGUAAUUGGGUUUAUUUUUUACCAUUCACCCCCUCCUACUAUGCGUCCAUGUGAGAGCUACAUACAUAAAUAAUUAUCCAAACCUCUUUUCUUUUAAAAAAAAAUAAUAA